Molecule: messenger RNA, 366 nt
Organism: Macrosiphum euphorbiae (potato aphid)
Lineage: Eukaryota; Metazoa; Arthropoda; Insecta; Hemiptera; Aphididae
Source: the annotation of a GenBank genome assembly
AUGGCCCAGCGAGCGGACCACAAUCUCAUGUUACAUCAGAACUUACUAUUUCGUCAAUCUAACACCGGAGAAUAUCAAAUUGUCGUACCUGGGGCAAUAGUGAGACCUCUGGUGGAGGAAACCCAUCGAAUUUAUGGACACUGUGGUACAUACAAGACAUUCAAACUGUUACAACAGAACCACCAAUUCAAAAAUAUGUACCAGACAAUCAAAGGGAUCAUCAAAGUUUGUGACUUAUGUCAAAAGGCAAAAAUAAGUAACCUCACCGCUAGGGGGACCAACGUUAAGCCUAACCCCGGAAAAACCAAGAGAAAUGAUAUCGGCAGAUCUCAUGGGGCCCUUACCGAGGGGACAAGGAGGGUGUAG